Botrytis fragariae is the source of this 975-nucleotide messenger RNA. Its product is annotated as putative ring-h2 finger protein. Bases 1 to 975 code for a protein of 324 amino acids. NCBI's taxonomy places the organism in Eukaryota, Fungi, Ascomycota, Leotiomycetes, Helotiales, Sclerotiniaceae. Gene Ontology annotation, molecular function: ubiquitin protein ligase activity. The transcript has 3 exons. Gene Ontology annotation, biological process: protein ubiquitination. The record is from RefSeq and is a predicted model, not a curated record.
AUGUGUCUCACCCUUAAUUUAAAGCAUUUGGCCUGUGGCCACGAAGAAUCAUAUGUUCGUCCAUGCCGGCGUAAUAGCAUUCGUUGCAAUAUGAUGUCAGCCCACACCCGCACUCUAGAAGAAGAAGUGUGCCGCAAUUGUUGGAUUCUCCUUGACUUCAGACAAGCCCUGGUCAUCGACCAGAGUUACCAGACUUGGAAUCUCGUAGCUGAAGCACUAGACUUACAAACUCACCUCCAGAACUUACCCUUCUCCAGCCUUCCCAAUCAAUAUGCUCACUUUCACUCGACAAAUAUAGUGACAUUUGAUUUACUUAAUCAGAAUGCUAUGGGACUACUCUAUAAUCUUGUUCAUGAUGGUUUGGAUCCAGCUUUCCAGAUGCGUGUCACUGACGGUGAGGAUAUACCACUUGUUGAGAGAACAACAGCCCUAAACAUGCAUCAAAUUCUAUUAAUAAAUCAAGCUUUGUUAGAUGCUUCUGAAGCUUUGAGCGACUAUGAUUGGCGCAUCGCGAUGGGCCAUAGAGUGUUUAUAGACUUUGCCAAUUCCAGACAUUUCACUCGUCUUGUAGACCUGCAAGCACCCGUAGACGAUUGCAGUAUUUGCGUAGAUCCUCUCAAUCACCGUGAUGAAGGAGAAAUGAAUACUGCGAUAGUAAAGACAAUCUGCAAUCAUAUGUAUCAUGAGCGUUGUUUGGAGCAGUGGUUCGUAUCAUCUGCUCGUGGUGACUGCCCUUAUUGCAGAAUAUUGCUUCGAAUCACGGAACUCCCACAAAUCCCUAUCCGCCAAGAAGUAGAGGGACCUCUUCCAGAUUGGCUAGCGAUCUUAAUCGAGUGUUUACAGGAUGUUGGGGCAGCGCUAGAGACCGUGGAAGUCGAGCGGGUUGAUGAACUAGGCGUUCCUGGUGACUUUGACGCUCUUGGUGUAGUUAGGCAUCCUGUUUUCAUUUCGAAUCGACAGAUUCUUUUCAAUUAA